AUGGCCUUGCAGACAAAGCGACAUCUCUUCAAUUUAUCAAACUUUUUUGUAGAUAUUUCUGAUCGCUGUUCACUCUGAUUGUUAUGUCGAAAAUUAAUUCCUGUUGUGAUAAAUAUUUGUUUGUGUUAAAUGGUACAUCGUGCAAAACACAUAUGAGUGGCAGAAGAAUAUGUCAAGUUUGAAAAUUGCAUUGGAGCUGAGCAAAUUGUUGUAGCAUAGAAGCAUGUAUGUCAGCUAGCACUAGUUAGUUGUGCUUGUUGUCAUGUUGGAGACCAGAUCUAUAAGGGGAAUGCCUGAACACUCUUGGAAUAACUACGGAGCAAGAAUAUCUCCUCACCAAAUGGCUACACCAGUUAGACAUGGCAAAAGUAGCCAAGACGACAUUUGUUACGUGGUGGCGAAAUAUGACUACGAACACCAAGGACCUCAAGAAUUAGAUCUCAAAAAGAACGAACGUUACGUUCUCUUGGACGAUUCUAAGCAUUGGUGGAAAGUACAAAAUUCGAGGGGGCAAGCAGGCUAUGUACCGAGCAACUACGUGAAGAAGGAAAAGCCAUCGUUAUUUGACAGUAUAAAGAAAAAGGUGAAAAAGGGAUCCGGCUCAAAAACACUUCCAUCAAACAAUUCACCUUCACGUACGGUAGAAUCCCCGAAUAUGGCGCGGCGUCUACCAGCUGAUCCUUCUGAGGCGAUCGGCGUAGCUAUUGUCAAAUAUAACUAUCAGGCUCAACAACCUGACGAGUUGUCACUUGUCAAAGGUUCUAGAAUUCUUAUUUUAGAAAAGAGCAAUGAUGGGUGGUGGAGAGGUCAAAGUAGCAACAUAUCGGGAUGGUUCCCAUCGAACUAUACCCAAGAAGAAGGCGAUAUCGACGAUACUGUCCAUACAUAUGCGAUGGCAGAAAACGUCCUGGAUAUAGUUGUGGCUCUCUAUUCGUUUUCUUCGUCAAACGAACAAGAAUUGUCCUUUGAAAAAGGAGAUCGAUUGGAAAUUUUAGAUAGGCCUGCAAGUGAUCCAGAAUGGUACAAAGCUAGAAAUUCUCAAGGUCAAGUUGGUCUUGUUCCUAGAAAUUACCUUCAAGAACUGAAUGAUUAUUUGGACCGUCCCUUACAAGAGAGAAACAGACCCAGCACCAUGGAAACCUCGAUGGAAAGAUCCACCGUUUCCAUGGUAGAAAAACCGCACCUUAUUGAUAAACCAUGGUAUUAUGGUAAUAUCACGAGGUAUGUGUGUGAUAAUUUACUAAAUCAACACGGCCAUGACGGCGACUUUCUUAUUAGGGAUAGCGAAACAAAUAUGGGCGACUAUUCCGUAUCCCUGAAAGCGCCAGGUAGAAACAAACAUUUUCGCGUUCACGUAGAGGGCGCCUUGUAUUGCAUAGGACAACGAAAAUUCCACACUUUGGACCAGCUGGUAGACCAUUACCAGAGGGCACCUAUCUACACCAACAAACAAGGCGAGAAACUCUAUCUAGUACGUCCUCUUCCAAAAACAAAAUAACCGACAGUAAGUCCGUUCUCGUGAACUCCAAAAUAGAAUUAAAAAUAUGUGCUAUCCGUGUGAGUGUUGAUUUUAUUUUUUCAGUUUAGUCAUUUGAUUUUUUGGAGAUAGACUGGUCAUUAAAAGUGUUCGUACUUUUUUUAUUGCAUGUUUUAAUUUACAAUCUGCUUCGUCGAAGCUAUAAGUAAAUAGUUUGAGUGUUAAAUACAUGAGGGAGAAGCUGUCCUGUGGCACCCCUCCUAUUAAAUCUAGAAACAUGCUUUAUUGUUAUGUAAAAUUGUACAAUUUUAUCGACAAAGCUUAUAAAAAGUCAUGAUAACAAAACAAUUUUCUAAAAUUACAUAAAUCGUCAAUGUAAUUAAAAUAAUAAUAAUAAUGAAGUAAAACAGAAACAAUCAACUCCAAAAUUUAAAUAAAUUGCAAAUUACAUAGUCUACCUUAGUAACUAAUAAGUUUAAAAGUUAAGCUGUUGCAUAUGACACCCAAAUAUAGAUAAGAAAAAUACUACUUGUACUAGUGUAAUUUCUUAGUUAUUGAUUAAAAAAUUCUUCUACUGAAUAAUAUGGUCUUUCAGAUUGGUAAGCUUUUGCCAUUUUACAGAAUUUGGGGAAAGCUGCUGCAGAUUAAAGUUAUAGAGGGAGAUGGUUGUACAGUUUUUUUGUGGAAUAUAAUGUACAUUCCUUUACUAACUCAGAGGACGGGAUCGGUAAAUACAGUGGCGUACUGAGCAUGGUUCCGCGGAACCAGGGCCCGGGCCUCGCAGGGGCCCGCUCUAAAGCGCUUUUUGCUUUUUUUGUUUCUAAUUUGAUGGGGACGUUUUGAACUACACAAGUACACACUACGAAAUGUAACUGCUUAAUAAAUUUUAAUUUUUGUGUACGUACUUAUUAAUAAAAACGAAGAAUAACUAUUCAUCAAAAAAUUUGAAAUCAAAAUUUAUUAAGAAACACAGGGAACGCUUUUGUAGGUUCCUUGCUCGUUUUACCUGCUUGCUGAAGUCCUUGUUUAAAGACUAACCGCCGGUGCCUGCCUACACGUGCUAACUCAAACACUUGUAUUUUUUUAUAUUAGCACGAUCCAUGAAUAAGUUAUAGGUAAAUUACAAAGUUGCAGAAAUUCGGAAACUGAGAUAUUCAAUGUAAGUUUUAUACGGUGGGUCAUAAAAACAAUCCCAAUACAAUAGGCUAGAUGCUCGAUACUCGUGUUAUACAAUGUGAGUAUUUAUUGAGCGGGUGGGCCCGCAUCCCAACUGUAACAAGGGCCUGCUGAUCUAUCGGUAGGCCACUGGGUAAAUAGACGUCAAAGGUAGAAUUUCUGGUGGAAUAGUCAUGAGUAGGUCUAGCUGGAAAGACAUGUAGAUGUUUACGAAUUAAGCAAACAAUUUCUAAAAUGUAUAAAGAAGGAAGUGUUAAAAUACUGUGAUCUUUGAAGUAGCUUGUGCAAUGUGGUAUUCUUCUGAGGCCAAACAGAUAUCUUUUUUUUUUUGUAAUUUGAAAGUAACAUCGGAUUGGGCAGCUGUACCAGAACCCCAAAAAGGAAGACCAUAUCGAAGAUGCGACCCGAACAAAUAAGUUAUUUUGGAAGAUGCUAAAUUGAGUUCCUUCGAAACAGAUCUUAUAGCGUAGCCAGGUGAAGACAGUUUCUUCCUUAACAAAUCGAUAUGAAGGGACCAUUGAAGGUUGCUGUCUAAAAAAAAAUACCAAGAAAUUUUACAGAAUCAACGGUACUGAUCUGGCUGUUAUUAAGAGGUAAGGGUUGAAGAGCUCCUUUAUAAGAUAAUGCUAUUGUUUUAUCUACGUUAAAUGAGAGUAAAUUAAAGUCAGACCAGGUUUUUAUUGUAAGUAGAUCAGAAGUUAUAGUAGCAUGAAGAGUUGCAAUAUUUGAGUUCCUUCAAGUGAUACUGGUAUCAUCACCAAAAAGAAAGAUUUUUCCAUCGGUUUUUAAACUAGUGAUGUCAUUAAUGUUGGCCAUAAUUUCUUCAAUCGUUUUGAAAUUCCGGGAGGAACAUUUAGCAGUCUUGCUUCAUUAUUUGGAUGACUUCUUAGUCCAUCAAGGUAGUUCUUUGUGAUUCUUCAAAUGUCUUCCUCUGUCAAAGGUGUAGCUGAAUCCUCGUGUAGGAUUUUAUUGCUUACAUAAUACCAGGGCGCGUUGAAUAUCAUUCUCAAUAUUUUUGUUGUACUCUUUGUAUUAUCUAGAUAUUUGAUGGCUUUGAGCAACCCCAGAGUUGGACAUCCUAGGUCCAAAUUGGUUUUAUCAUAGAUUUAUACAGGAGCAAUUUAUUUUCAAUAGUGAGUUUUGAUUUUCGACCCAUAAGCCAGCAUAUUUGUCGUAUUUUGAUGUUGAUCUGGGUUUUUUUGGCUUGAAUGUGCGGCUUCCAUGUUAAUCUUUUGUCAAGGGUUAGUCCCAAGUAUUUAACUUGUGUGCUAAAUGAACUUUUUUAAAUAUGUUUAAAAAAAUAUUGCGACGUGAGGUACUAAAUAUUAAAACGAAACUGAAGGCUAAGAAAUUAAUAAAGAAAUUGGAAUAAAAUAAUUAUUUAAAUAAAAAUUAAUAAAGAUAUGACGUUUGUACCCGUUACAAUAAUAAGACAUUGUUGAAUAUAUUAGUUUUAUAUAUUCUCUCCUUAUAUAUUUCCGUCGUUAGAAUUACCCAGUGAAUACUAUCCAAAGAAUUUAGAUCUUUCUGAUGGUCUGUCAAUACUGGUUAAUAGUAAAGCAAAUUGUUACACACUUUUGCCUCUAUUAUGUUUAUAGUAGAAACAUCUUUUAAUGACCAGUUUAUUUGAUAGUGACUAAUUGAUAACAAACCUAUGUAUAUCUGGUCAUAUUGAUUAUAUAUUUUGUUUGUUUUUUUGUAUAUAUGAUUUUUUAAGUUAUUGAAUUUUUAGUGUUAGUUUUUUAAGGCACAACUAGUAUUCUUUUUAUAAAUCAAGGUGGCUAUCCUAUAGAAUAUAUACUAAUAUUGAUAAUUUAAUUUUAGUACAAAAUUAUACCAAAUAUUUAAAAAUUUAUCGAGGGUGAGUGAAGUUACUAUUCUAACGUUUUAUAUAGCCUUUUUACUACAAAAACAUGCUUACGUCAUUCAACAUUUCUGACGUCAGAGUCAGAGCAUUGCCAAAUCAUUAGAAUAUGACUUUUCAUCAUGUCCAUGUUUCUUGUCAAGUGAGAAGCUAGGCAUCAUUUCUUGUCAGCAACUUUUAAACAAAAACAAAGAAAAAUGUCUUUGACAAGUAAUCUCACAGUACAAGAAACAUGGACAUGAUGAAAAUUCAUAUUCUAAUGUUUUGGCAUUGCUGUGACGUCAGAAAUCUUGAAUGAAGUAAGCGUGUUUUUGUAGUAAAAAGACUAUAGUUGCUGGAUGGCAAUAUUUUAGAUAUUUCUUUGAUCUUUAGUCUUAAAUGCCGUGGUACCUAUAAUAAACCGUCUUUAACAUUUGAUCCAAGAUUCUAAUUUCAGUGGACGAAAUGCUGAAUUAUUUUUGUACAUAAGAGUUUUUUGUCAAUUGACUAGUCAGACAGAAGCAUACAAUGUUAUAGAAUAUCCACCUUGUACUAUGUAUACGAAGCAGUAUGUAUCGAGAAUAGAUCUCACCACUUGUAAUUAAAUAUUUUCAUAUGAGAAAUAUGAAAAAAUUGAAAGUUUUUCGUCUUUCAUGUGGUCUCGAAUGUGGUAUUAAGUAAUUGAAAAUGGUAGCUUGUUAGUUUGUAACUGUAUGGCCACUAUUGCUCAGACAAGACUGGUUUUGAUGUAAUAGGAUAGAGUUUUUCGACACAAAUUUAAAAAAAAUGUUAAUAAUGGCCAAAAAGGUGAUUGAGAACAAUUUUUGAUACAGAUUGCUUCUGGUAAAGAAGAUAUACCAAGUGAUUUAUUGAAUACAGCUUUAUAACAGUCAAAUACUCAAUAUAGAAAAUAGUAUUGCCUGAUA
Messenger RNA from Diabrotica virgifera virgifera (western corn rootworm), 5422 nucleotides. RefSeq names its product cytoplasmic protein NCK1 (gene dock). Gene Ontology annotation, molecular function: protein binding. Lineage: Eukaryota; Metazoa; Arthropoda; Insecta; Coleoptera; Chrysomelidae. The record is from RefSeq and is a predicted model, not a curated record. The transcript has 7 exons. The coding region runs from base 263 to 1498 and encodes 411 amino acids.